Messenger RNA from Danaus chrysippus (African queen), 1575 nucleotides. The record is from the annotation of a GenBank genome assembly. NCBI's taxonomy places the organism in Eukaryota, Metazoa, Arthropoda, Insecta, Lepidoptera, Nymphalidae.
AUGACUAAAUAUAUUAUCGUGUUUUACAUCGUUUCCCAGUUAUUCGCAGCGCAGAGUUACAAAAUACUCGGUAUAUUCCCGUCCGCCGACCGUGCCAAUUAUCAAACAUACCGUGGAUUGUUCCGUGAACUGGCUCAGCGGAAUAACCAUGUGACUCUCAUUACCCAUUUCCAAAUGCCGAACCCGCCAGUCAACUAUCAUGAAGUUCUACUUAGUGAUAAACAAGAUAAUAAAGGCCUGUCAUUCGAAUCAGUUAUUGUGAAUGAAGUUUCGCGUGUGCCGUUCGAAACACUGGUAUCAACUAAAGAAGGGAACGAUGAUUGCAAAACGCUAAUGAACAAUCACGAGGUACUGCAUAUGAUAAGGACGCAACCUAAAUAUUCUGUGAUAAUAGUUGAAUCAUACAACAGUGACUGCGCCCUUGCAUUGGCGGCAAAUUUGAGUUCACCAUACAUAGCCUUUAAUCCUCAGUCGAUACACCCUUGGCAUUUUAGUAGACUAGGAAUACAUUUCAACUCGGCUUACGUACCCCAAUCUCUACUGCCGUUUGGAAAACAACCAUGGUUUUUUGAUCGAGUCAAAAGUUUUAUAUUAUACCACGUAGCGAACUGGGUAUAUUAUAUCGGUUCGCAAGUAACAGAUCACGUGUACCUCUAUAAAUAUUUAGGGGAUAAUCUUCCAACGUUGGAGAGCAUAGCGUCAAAUGCCAGCCUCGUAUUUGUGAAUACCCACAAAUCUGUUUUCGGAGGUGUGGCGAGAGCUGAUAAUGUUGUCGACAUAGGAGGAAUACACAUCAGACCACCAAAAAGUAUACCUACGCAAAUAGAAAGAUUUAUUAACGAAGCUGAAAAUGGAGUUAUCUACAUCAACUUGGGGUCAACCGUCAAAGAUUUCACAUUACCGAAGGACAAACUCACAGAACUAAUAUCAACGUUCAGAAAAUUACAACUCCGAAUAUUAUGGAAAUGGGAUGGAGACAGCGUGGAAAAUCUGCCAAGAAACGUUAUGACUAUGAAAUGGUUCCCGCAGUACGAUAUCUUAAAACACGAUAACGUAAAGGCGUUCAUCUCCCACGGUGGUAUUCUAAGUUGUAUAGAGGCGUUGGAUGCCGGCGUGCCAAUGGUAGCUAUUCCUUUGUUUGGAGAACAGUAUGGCAAUUCCGCAGCCCUAGUUGACGCUGGCAUCGCCAGUAUAGUCACAUAUGAGAAUCUUAAACACGAACUACUUUUAGAUGCUAUCGAUGAGGUCUUGGAUCAAAGAUGGCAGCAACAAGCGAAGCUUGUUUCUCGAAUGUGGCACGACCGUCCAAUGACUGCAUUAGAAACCGCCACCUAUUGGAUUGAAUACGUAGCUCGAUACAACGGUACGCCCGACAUGGGAGCGCCAUCUGUUAAAGUACCUUGGUACCAACAGCUGCAACUAGAUGUCCUUGCAUUUAUAUUUAUUGUAUUUUAUAUUGUAAUGUACGCAUUUUACAAAGUAUUAAAAGUUUGCUGCUGUUGUUGUUGUCAAACCGAACCCCCAGUGGAACGAAUAUCAAGGGAACGAACGACAAGAAGAGUUAAAUUUGAAUGA